Hordeum vulgare subsp. vulgare (domesticated barley) is the source of this 2246-nucleotide messenger RNA. RefSeq lists its product as uncharacterized. The coding region runs from base 148 to 1998 and encodes 616 amino acids. The transcript has 11 exons. Gene Ontology annotation, biological process: transposition. Lineage: Eukaryota; Viridiplantae; Streptophyta; Magnoliopsida; Poales; Poaceae. The record is from RefSeq and is a predicted model, not a curated record.
CGCAGAAGAAGUUUGGUGGAGGGUACGGCGGCGGCUACCCCCACGGCGGCAAGCGGCGGGUCAACAGCCGCACCAGCCAGGCGCAGCGCGACGAGGUGAUCCGCCGUACGGUCUACGUCUCCGACAUCGAUCAUCAGGUGUUGAAAGAUGGUGGGAAAGGGUCGAAAGCACGCCGCGGCUGCUUCUUCGUCGGCGGGUGAUGGGAUGGGUACUUCCAUUCCUUCCUCGCCUCUUCGGAGAGUGUUGCUCUCUACUAUGCAAGGAGCGCCCCCCGUGAGAGGAGGUCGACCACCCGCGAAGCCGAGAGGCACUAAAGGUACACGUGGCCGCGGGAGAGGUAGGGCUACAUGGUCUCCGCCACCACCCCAAGCUGAUUCACCUGAGCACAGGAGGACUUCUAGGGUGGAUUCGUCUGAGGUGGAGGCUACACGGUCUCCGGUUCACGAGGCUCGGGUCGACGAGCCUCAGGUCGACGAGCCUUCGACCCACGAGACUCGUGUCCCAGAGGCUUCCUUCCAGGCGACUGCGGAGCACAGCAGGGAUGAGGGUACGUCCCAAGAGACCCAGUGGGAUGCCUGGCCUGAGCCAAGUGGCCAUGCUGGUAGCGACGAGGAGCUGGGUGAGGGGGCUACCGUCUACCAGCGUGGUAGUUCGGGGCUCCCGCUCGUGCCAGUGACCCCCGAGCAGAGGUGGUCGAUUAGGCCAAAUGGGGACAAGGGUUGGAUUGUUGCCAAGGGUGUCCGCAAGCCCAAUAGCGUCCUUGGUGUUCUUUGCCGUCAAAACUUCCCAGGGUUUGUUACGUUGCCCGGUCGGGAGCGAGAGGUAGGAAUGACCUGGGAUCACUACUUGGGUGCCCCGGCCCCGCCGGAGGUGGAGAUCGACGGUGUUUUGUGUGAAACGAGGGCGGACAUGGUGAUCCGAAAGUUCUGGACCUUCUACAGGUGUGAGGAGGGAUACGAGGACGACGCGGCAAAGGUUAUCGAAACCGAAUGUCGCCGCCUACUUCAAAACUUUCGGCACGAGGCUCGGGUGCAGGCUGUUCGAGACUACUAUGCCACGCGGCGUAUUAGGAUUGAUAAGGCGAAGUGCCGUGAUGCUAAGAUGGAGAAGGAGCAUUACAUGAAGGUGCCCCCGAGAUGGUGUGUGGAUAAGAUGGAUUGUUGGGAGGCCUUGGUGGAUCAGUGGUGCUCCGAAACGUGGGAGACCAGCCACAAAAACGCCAAGGAGAGGCGUGGCAAAAUGGUUGGCGUGCCACACCAUCAAGGAAGCGUCAACUUAAUCCAAUUUGGCGAGAACUGGGCGCGUCACAAUAAGACGGAGGCGCCACAGAUGUACGACCUGUAUGCGAUGGCCCAUACUGCCUCGUACAAGAAGGUCAAGGCAUUCACUGAGUCUGACCUCGAGCAUCCAGAAAACUUCACCAACAUCUCCUCCCACGACAAGCUCGUGAAGUACAGAGAUCACGGGAAGGCGAGGAAAGGGGAGGACUUUAACCCGAGCGAGGGGCCUAUUGAUCCAGAGCUGGUGAUGAUAGCUGGCAACGGGAGGCACCAUGGCUCGAUCGCCAUUGGAGACGGCCUUAUACGUUGUCCUAGCACUCUCCGGCAGAUAAAGGCACGCCAAGCGAGCUCUUGUCCGGAGAUAACACGUCGUCCACGGCCAGUCGAGCUCGCCAUCGAGGCUGCUAUUCAGAAAGAGAGAGAGGCAAUGCAGGCGGCUAUAGCGGAGAAGGAUAAGGAAAUUAGGGAGCUGGAGGAGAGGACGACUGCAUUGAUGGAGGCGGAGAGGGCACGGAAUGAUGCGUCUAACAGGGCCAUAUACGAGCUCUUCGUGUCUAUGUGCGAGAAGAACGGCCAAGUCCCUCCGCCGAUGCCAGUAAUUAACGUGGCGGGGACGAAUAUGUCCCGAAACGCAUCGCACGACCCUUAUACAGUUGAGCCUUCUCCAGGGCAGCCUUCUCCAGGUGAAACAAGCCAGAGCCACCGUGCUUCACCCUAACUUAGAUUACCUUCACUUCACGGGAAGCUUGGUUGAUGGAAUGCUUGAAGAUGAUUUCUUGUACCAUGGGUUGUAUUGAAACUAUUGUAGUAUAUGAAUAUAUGAAACUUUGUGAGUACGGAAUGGUUUGGUACUAUUGGUUGUAUUUAAACUAUUGUACCAUGGGUGUAAUAUAUGGUUUGGUACGGAUGUAACUUGCAUAAUAUGUAUGCACUAUGGAUGAGACUUAUUUUAAUAUGGUUAUGAGU